GGCUGGAGUUUAGACGAAAGGUAGAGGCUUGGACUGAGGAAGGACAGGUGAACUCCCAAGCCUCAAAACGGAGCUUAAGCUUAAUUCAUCGUUGUCAGCUAAGAGCAGCCGGAGCUUGGACGAGCUCUCAAUGGACCUUGCUGUAAAAAUAGCGAUAGAAAUACCUUAGCGGGCGCCCCUGUACAGCUCCGUGCUCCUGAGUGAGUGUCCAGGAAAAGUUUUCUUUCUACCCACUUCUCACCACGGCCGAUCUUCCUGGCCUCCCCUCCGCCAGCCCUGAGAGUUUGGCGGCCCCCGUCCACCACAACCAGCCCUGCACGCAACUGCGAGUUCUGCAGACCCCUUCCCCAGGGCCUACAGCGAGUCUCUUCCUGCUCCUAAGGAUUUCUCUUUUCUCCUCCUGGAGGCAAGGCCUCAGCACGGAAGGCUGCUCAACACCUUUGUUCAACACCUGCUGUUGUAUGCCCGGCUGUGCUAAGCACCAGGUUGGCAUUGGUGGGCAAGGGAGAAGAGCCUGUGCCUGUGGCCUCACAGAGCAUAGACUGCUCUGGGAAGAAUGCCUAUUUGUCCUUCCCAAGCUGCUCUUACCGCACUGACAAUGGAUGAAAGGAUAGUGGGUGAUGCUGAGGAAGACUGGCUGCAGCUACGGCCUGUGGAGCCCUUGCCCUCCCAGUGCUGUGGCAGUGGCUGUUCACCCUGUGUCUUUGACCUCUAUCACCGAGACCUAGCAAGGUGGGAAGCAGCCCGAGCCAGCAAUGACAGGAGCCUGCUAAAUGGGAAGCAGCCACAGAGUUGCUCUUCCCAGCUGAGCCCAGAGACCUUCUUGGCCUUCCGCAUCAGUGCCAUGGAGAGACUCACCGCUGAUACCUACCACAUCCGGUUUUCACUGCCUGGGAACAGCCAGCUGGGCCUCCAGCCAGGCCAGCAUCUCAUCCUACGAGGGACAGUAGAUGACUUAGAAAUUCAGAGAGCCUAUACACCCAUCAGCCCUGCCAAUGCAGAAGGAUACUUUGAUGUUUUAAUCAAGUGCUAUAAGACUGGGCUGAUGUCCCAGUAUGUGGAGACCUGGAGAGUAGGAGGCACAGCUUUCUGGCGAGGACCUUUUGGAAGCUUCUUUUAUCAACCGAACAAGCAUGGUGAGCUCCUCAUGUUGGCUGCCGGCACAGGCCUGGCCCCCAUGGUACCCAUCCUCCAGAGCAUCACAGACAAUGCAGAUGAUGAGACCUUUGUUACCCUGGUCUGCUGCUUCAAGACCUUUGAGGGCAUCUACCUGAAAACCUUCCUCCAGGAGCAGAGCCGAUUCUGGAAUGUCCGAACUGUCUUUGUACUCAGCCAGGAGAACUCUCCAGAGCAGCUUCCCUGGAGUUACCGUGAGAAGACCCACUUUGGCCACCUGGGCCAGGACCUGGUUGAAGAACUGGUGGGCUGCUGCCGAAAGAAGCCAUUUGCAUUGGUCUGCGGCUCACCUAAGUUUACUAAGGACAUGGCCAGCCUGGGCCCCAGUGUGCUGCGCCAGCACAGGCAGACUGCAGGCAGUCCCAGACUUGGAAUACUCAGCAGUGGAAUGUUGGACUCAGAGAGCCGUGAAACCCUAAGAAUUAGACUUUUAUAAUCAUAGAAUUGCUGUCCUCAAAGCAAAGCUGCAAGUCCAGCCUGCCAGAUGGUCCAGAUCUAUUGUCUACCUAGGAGACUGAGGCCCAGUGAGGCUGCAUGACUCACCCAAGGUGGAGCUGUGACAGCAGCAGAAGCCACACUUCAAUCCCCACUCCUGUCUGUACCAUGGAUUUCAGACAGGGCUCCACGGGCACUAGGGAUCCUUGCUGAGUGGCAACAGUGAAGGGAUGGCCAGAAGGACUUCCAUUUCCCCUUCCACCAAGCAGGUUUUUACCCCAUUUACAUAUUGAAACUUGGAGUGAUUUUGAUUUGUCAGGAAGGAUUGUUCCUGCCCCACCCCCAAAGUCCCAUGAAAAUCCUACCUGUGCCAUGGUCUCUAAAGAGUCACAGUAAGCUCAGGGAGAGAACAGAGGCUUCAAACUGGCAGGGUUUUCAUAUCCUGCUACAGGACAUGGGCUCCAAGAACCCCAUGCAUGUGGGCACAUUAAAUGCUCUGAAAUCACAAGUCAAAAA
Molecule: messenger RNA, 2127 nt
Organism: Perognathus longimembris pacificus (Pacific pocket mouse)
Lineage: Eukaryota; Metazoa; Chordata; Mammalia; Rodentia; Heteromyidae
Gene: Cyb5r5
Product: NADH-cytochrome b5 reductase-like
Exons: 8
Coding region: 557-1612 (351 amino acids)
Molecular function (GO): oxidoreductase activity
Source: RefSeq, a predicted model, not a curated record